AUGUCUGAUCAAGACACUCACCCAAAUAAAUUCAGUGAAUUGCGAAGUAAAUAUAAAUACCACAUCGAUUUAUAUAAUGCAUUGUAUCAGCUGAAAACUGAAAAUGAAGAAGAAAUAAACAAGAUUUACAAAAUGCUCAAAACAGAAUUGAUUGAUUCAAAGAAAUGUCUUCCUCAUACUAUUGUAAAUGAUAUUUUUUGUAUCAUUCUGUUUAAUAAUCGCUAUACAAAGGCUUAUUUAUCUCUCGCCAAGCUCAUAUAUGAUAACUAUCAAUUAAACGAGGAUAUCACACAAGAACAAAGUGUUAGAUACAUAUUUUAUAAAGAAUAUGGAAUUAAAUUAAACAAAUCUGAUAAUUUCGAAACACUUAUAUUAGAAGAUCUCAGUUUUCAGAGAGAAGAUACAAUUUACAGAGCAAUUAUGUGUAAUGACUUAG
This is a messenger RNA of Trichomonas vaginalis G3, 436 nucleotides long. RefSeq names its product spectrin binding. The transcript has a single exon. The annotation marks the transcript as partial. NCBI's taxonomy places the organism in Eukaryota, Parabasalia, Trichomonadida, Trichomonadidae. The record is from RefSeq and is a predicted model, not a curated record.